Molecule: messenger RNA, 5827 nt
Organism: Spirometra erinaceieuropaei
Lineage: Eukaryota; Metazoa; Platyhelminthes; Cestoda; Diphyllobothriidea; Diphyllobothriidae
Source: the annotation of a GenBank genome assembly
AUGGCGACGACUGCUGCUGGCCCGUCGCGACUCAGUCGCCUUUUCUAUAUCAACGACAAGUCGAGCGGCCUUCGUUUCCUGGUCGAUACCGGUGCCGAGGUCAGUGUCAUCCCGCCUCUAAGGCGUCACCGCCUCAAGCCAUCUCUAUUCUCAUUGCAGGCUGCAAAUAGCACCACAAUCAGCACCUACGGCCAACGGUCCCUCACCUUAGAUCUUGGUCUCCGGCGACGUUUUCACUGGGUCUUCAUGGAGGCUAACGUCAAAUCGCCCAUUAUCGGGGCCGACUUUUUGUCAUCUUUCGGCUUAACAGUCGAUGUCAGACACCGUCGCCUCUCAGACACCACCACCCAACUCUUUACUAUAGGUACCAUUAGCUCUGAACGGUCGGUUGGCAUUCAUGUCACCAUCCCCAGCACCCCUUUCGCUGACAUUUUGAAGGACUACCCGUCCAUCACUAAACCAUGUCAUUUUACCGAAACCGUUCAACACGGAGUGAAACACCAAAUUGUCACGGCAGGGCAACCAGUGCACGCUCCUCCGCGUAGACUCCACCCUGACAAGCUCCGAAUAGCAAAGAACGAAUUUGAACAUAUGAUGAAUCUGGGCAUUAUACGCCCAUCAUCUAGCCCAUUGGCCUCACUACUGCACAUGGUGCCAAAGAAGUCACCUGACGAUUGGAGACCGUGCGGUGAUUAUCGAGCCCUAAACAGGUCCACAAUCCCUGACCGGUAUCCCAUUCCCCACAUUCAUGACUUUUCCCACAUGUUAGCCGGUAAAACUAUUUUUUCCAAGAUAGACCUCGUCAGGGCAUACCACCAAAUCCCGGUCGCCAAGGAAGAUAUCCCAAAGACCUCUAUCACGACACCCUUUGGGCUGUUCAAAUUUAUUCGCAUGCCUUUUGGUUUGCGCAAUGCUGCCCAGUCGUUUCAGCGCUUCAUCGCUCGCGUGAGGUUACGGUUCAUUACACUUAGACUCGAGAUAAGUUGAAAUUCAUUUAUAACUGAAAUAUUUGACAUAUUUCUCUGUCGAUUUUGCGUCGAUUUUUAUUAGCUGUCGAAAAUAACACAUAAAUCCAUUACACUCUCCCCAUUUAACGAUGACUGAUGUUACGUUUGCUGUCGACAAAGUAGAUCUUUCGGCCAUCGUCCGUUUACAGAAGUUCAUCGAGAAACAUGAACAUAUUUUUACGAUUCUCGAUUCACUAACAGACUCAAAUAGAUUCACGAACAACCUAACGAGCCUACCACAAAUUGAAUCGAUUAUACACUUAGUUUCGUCAGAAGUCGCGGAUAGAUCGAAACGCAGGCUCAAUUUAAUUAUCCGUAGUAUACCCCACACUGUUAAUCCGAUGCCAUCAAUUCAAAAUUUUAUACAUUCGUGUGGCUUAAAUAUCAGAGUAGCUAACACUAAAAGACUUCACUCCAGAAGCAAAAACAAACCCGUCUUAGUAACAUUCUGCUCACAGGCGGAAGCUGAGAUUGUCCUACAAAAUCCCGAAGUAAACAGAAAUCUGCGGAACCUAAACUCGUUUAUAGGUCCAGAUUUGACACCUAUGCAAAGACGUAAACUACGGGAAAAAGACACCAGCUACAAAUACGAUAAUCAGCACUCCGGUCCCUCAACUGAACCUUCAGCCACUACUUCUACUUCUAGCCCUAAUAAAAAGAAAUACACAGGCCAGCGCAAACCAAAUGAUAAACCCACAGCCCCCGCAGAAGGACCUCCAGCAAGUACGUCUGAAUCUAGUUCUCAUGAAAAAAAACGCGCAACUGCAAAAACAAUUAGAACUGCUGGUCAGAAACAAACGAGGAAGGCACAACAAAAUAACAACGUUCAACCAGAACAAAACGAUGAUGCAGAUCCCGGACCGAGUCAUGUGACACCCUUAGAUAGCAGUAUAAGUUUUACUACAUCCCCCAAGACCGAUCAGUCAGUACUAGAAAACGACUACCAAACAAGACGCAUAAACCAAAAGGCCUUACUAAGCACACCAACACAACCAAAACGCCCAAGGUAUGUUGACAUAACAAAUAGAAGCCCACCAAACUCUAACCAAAAACAAACAAGCUUCUCUAACCGCAUCUCGACUCCCCAAAAUCCACCUGCAUGGCAUAGGAAUAAGCCAAAUCACUCUAGCAUUGCAAACUCCUUACCACCUAAUUACAACCCUUCAAAUUACUUUGGCUUUUACACCUCCCCAACUGAAAUUCCAUUUAGGUACAAUUACCACCUAGUUAACGCACCUCCCCAUAUGUACCCUCAGUCCAUACACACUAGCCCAUGCACUCACACUACGCCAUACGCAUCACCAUAUCCUCCGAGAAUCACACACCUACCUCCAUUUAGUCCAUCACUCACUCAAAGUACCCCCAGAAAUCCUUUUUUUUCACCAGAGCCCACCUCUUCCAUAUCCAACAUCCUAAAGAUAGCUCUUAUAAAUUCCAGAUCGAUUGUAAACAAAAUAUCCCAACUAAGAACUUUUGUUGAAAUAUAUAACCCCGAUGUAAUUUGCAUUACAGAAACAUGGGCAAAUGAGCUUAUAUCGAAUGCUUCACUAUAUGUCCCAAAUUAUAAUUUCUAUCGACAGGACCGUGUUAAUAAACGAGGCGGAGGUUCUCUUAUCUACAUAAAAACUACCAUUGAGCAAAGUGGUAUUGAUGUCCCAACCGAAACCUUUUCUGGAGAAGCGUGUUUUGCCACAAUAAAAUCUCAUGCCCAGGAAAACAUAUUAGUCGGAUGCCUCUACUCCCCUCCAGAAUGUAGUAGUGAUGACACAAGCCUCAACCUCUUAAUAAGCAAUAUAGCUAAUAUAAAAACUGAAUAUAAGAUAAUUACAGGCGACCUAAACCGCCCAGAAAUAGACUGGGUCGAAUUAUCAGCACCUACCAAGCACGAAGAAUUCUUGUCUUCAGUUAUCUUUAAUAACUGGACACAGAUAGUUGACAAACCCACCCGAGGAAACAAUAUACUAGACGUUAUUUUCACCAACGAUAUCUGGCCCCUCUAUAUGCACUACGACUGCGCAACCUUUGAAAGUGACCACAAAGCAAUAAUAUCAACACUCCCCUUAAACGCAAAACUAGCACCCCAUUUUGGAAACACCCGCCUAAACCCAAAAAAACUUGACGAGGACUCCAUGAACAACUAUAUUAGAUCAUUGGACUGGAGCCCAUAUCUUCUUACAACAUCCCCUAUGGAAGCAGUUAACCUAUUGUACUCUGUCCUAUUUGUUAUUCGAGAUACCUUGAUAGACGAAAGACUCCCGUAUAAGAAAUCACCAAUCCUGAACUUCCUUUCAACUAAACUAAAAAAGCUACAAAAACAGCUACGCGACCCCUCUGUGAGUUAUUUUUCCACACUUCGACGAAUUAGGGAAAUUCACGACCUAGUCACGAAAAUGGAAACACAAAAGACCAUAGCAGCAGAACAUCGGGCACUAGAAUCCCCCGAACGAACAGCUCAGAUGUUUCAGAAACUAAUGAGUAAUCAUCGACAGUCAGGACCACGAACUAUUAUUUAUGAAUUAGGGCAAGUUAUAACCAAUGAUAAACAAAUAGUAAACUUAUUCAACAGAUACUUCUCAGCUAACUACACAGUCGAAGAGGGAACCAUCCCCCAACCGACCGAGAUGACUGAACGCAUCCUUAGUGAGAUCCAUUUUAGUGAAGAAACUGUUAAAGUAGCCAUUAAACAACUAUCAAACACCAAAUCCUAUGGGACAGACAAAAUCCCACCAUGUAUUCUGAAGCAUAUGACAUAUGCUCCAAUACUCCUAUCUAAGUUAUUCACCCUACUCCAGUCAAAUGCAAUUUUUCCGGACAUGUGGAAAUACUCGACCAUUGCGCCCAUAUUUAAAAGCGGCAAUCGAUCUCAUACCAAAAACUAUCGUGGUGUUCUCCGCACACCGGCUAUAGCUAAAAUCCUCCAGAAAAUAGUAUAUAACCAAUUGCUAGACCAUCUCAUGAACGCCAACCUCAUUCCCUCCUCUCAACAUGCAUUUUUGCCCAAAAAGUCAUGUCAGUCCUGCCACCUUACUUUUUUGGAAUUCGUUUCCAGCAAUAGAGAUGAUGGAAACACAGUAGCUUCAAUAUACUUCGAUCUAAGAAAGGCCUUUGACAAAGUCCCCCAUAAAAGACUACUGAUAAAGCUAAAAAGUCAUGGAAUUAGGCCACCCCUUCUUGAUUUUCUUAAAUCUUAUCAUCAAAACCGAUACCAGGUGGUGCAAAUUCGAAACGUCGUUUCAGAACCAUCCCCUAUUACCAGUGGAGUACUUCAAGGCACUAUCCUAGGCCCCCUUCUAUUUCUUAUAUAUAUUCACGACUUAUCGUCCAUAUCUGUCUCAGCUAAGACGUUUUUAUAUGCGGACGACCUUAAAAUUGCAUAUGCUUAUAACGGGAAUACAGUAGCCAAUAUUCAUAGAACAAUUCAAACUGAUCUCAGAAAACUCAGCGAAUGGAGUAGUCAGUGGCAGAUGCCCUUUUCACCCGAAAAAUGCCAUCUCCUGAUAUUUGGCCCACAAAAACUUCCCCCCAUAAUAUUCGAGGAUGAUGAAAUAACAGAGGCCCAAUCUGUAAAAGAUUUAGGUCUCAGCUAUACAAAUACCCUUGAUUUAUCUCCCCACGUCCAACAAAUAUCACCGAAAGCCACUCGCCUGUGUGGAUUCAUAUGUAAAAAUUUCACCUUAAAUGCACUAAGAAUACAACUGUUCAAAAUGUAUGUUUUACCUCUCCUAGAUUACUGUUCAAUUUUCUUCGGCAUAAUGCCCUCAGACGGCCUAAAGAAACUAGAAGGCAUUCAGAGACGGUUUACUAGAUCUUUGUCUAGAAGUGAUGGCAUCCAGGGUUCCUACUUAGAACUAUAUCAUAAAUACGGUCUUCGACCACUCUGGAUCAGAAGACUUAAAAAUGGUCUAAACUUCCUAUUGAAGGUCACCCAUGAUCAAGAUAUUCUCAAAAUGAAUUAACUUACCAACCAAAACGCCCCUAGAAACACCAGAAAUAGCGAGGAUAUUAUAAAGAUUCCCAAAUUCACAAAGUCCCAACGAUCAAAUUUCUACACCAUAAGAUAUGCGGCUAUCUGGAAUUCUCUUCCAGGUUAAAUCCGGAAAAGUCGAACCCUAAUCGAAUUUAAAAUAAAAACUAAGAAAUUCCUUUCAAAUAACAAUACAUAUUUAUUUUUGAAUAAGAUAGGACAUUUUUCAAGUCAAUUCUUUGAUAUUGAAUUUGGUCCAAAAGGGCUCUGAUGAUGCCAGCCGAUUGAAAAAUACCGGAACAUAGCACUAAAAAUAAUCAAAUUUAUAAAAGAAAGCAUCAUUGAUUAACAUAGAACAGAUAAUGAUAUUCCUCUAUUUUCCUCCCCUAGUAGCAAUAGAUAUCGAGUAGAUAUACGUGAAUAGCGAUUUAUCGAGAUAUGUAUGUCUGUCACGUAAUUGGCCACCUCGCCUAAGCAAUAUGGCAUUUUAUUGGUUGCCGUUCAUUAGUCGUUUAUCGAUUGCGAGCACACGCGGGCGCGCCAUUAUUUCGCGUGAGCGGCGUGGAACGCGUGAGUUGACAGUCCUUGCACUUACUUGCCAUUAUUCAUUUAUAUCUCUUGUUUGCUACUGUUCUAUGUUAACCAUGUUAAGGCAGGAAUCCCGGAGAACACGAUUACGUCGUAUUAAGAGGUAUGGAAACAAGGCUUUCCAGUAAGUGAUGGAAAAUAACGCCGUUAUACCUUUCAGGAGCGCCAGGAGAACGCCGAUGACACUCGAAACCAUCCCUUUGGGCGACCAGACAGACGACGGUAAUGUGACUUCUUGAACUUAUUCUCCAAAAGUGUCAUCAGCUAG